AUGAAGUGUAACCAAUUGUUUUGGGUUACUGUUUUAAUUUGCAUCAAUCAAUACGCAUUCGGUGCUAUUUUAGGUAUUGAUUUUGGUUAUGAAAAUAUCAAGGCUAUGAUUGUAUCGCCAAAGGCUCCUUUAGAAAUCGUUUUGACACCAGAGUCUAAACGUAAGGAUGUUUCUGGUAUAGCUUUCAAGUCAUUGAAUUCAGAUAACUCCAGUUUAGAACGUAUAUUCGGGUCAGCAAUUGGCUCGUUAUCAACUAGAUUCCCACAAAAUACGUUAUUAAAUUUGAAACCAUUACUAGGUAAGACGAUUGAUGAUGAAUUUGAAUUGCAACAGUACAAAGAAAAGCAUUUUGGUGUUGAGAUUAUACCAUCGAACUGGGAUUCGAUUUCAUUUUCUGUAUUCGAUGAGGAAUACACAGCUGAGGAACUAGUUGCAAUGAAUAUACAAGAAAUCGUCAAAAGAGCGAACGAAUUACUAGAAAUAAAUGAUAGUUUGAAUACUGAUAGAGUGACUGAGUUGUCUAUCACAGUCCCUGAUUUUGCUGGAUUCAAUGAAAGAAGCGCUCUUUUGAGAAUUGGCAAUAUGACUACAGAUCGUUUACCAACAUACUUGGUGAGUGAUGGUUUAUCCGUAGCAAUCAAUUUUGCAUUAAAGAAUCGUGACUCUCCAGCAGAUACAAAGGUAUAUUAUAUGAUAUAUGAUAUGGGAGCAAGCAGUACACAAGCUACAUUGUUCUCCUUAAAUAGACCAGCCAAUACCUCAGAACCAGUUGAGAUUGAGAUAGGCGGUUAUGGUUAUGAUAAAAAUCUUGGAGGUUCUGACUUUAACUUGGCACUAUUUAAUUUGAUAAAAAAUAAAUUUUUAAAAGAACAUACUGAAUUCACUUCUAAGGAGCUUGACAAAAAUCCAAAAUCUCUGGCAAAAAUUUAUCAAGCAACAGAAAAGGCUAAACUUGUGUUGAGUGCCAACAUGGACGUAUCUAUAACUAUUGAAUCUAUUAUCGAUGAAAUUGAUUUCCGUGCCACCGUUUCGAGGACUGAAUUUGAAGAAUCAAUUAAAUCUUUAUGUAAAAGAUCUAUUAAUCCAAUUAAAGAUUCUAUGAAUGAUCAACUUUGGGAAGAUACAAUUACGAUGGAAGAUUUAAGUGGUGUUAUUUUAUUUGGAGGCUCACAAAGAGUUCCAAUAAUUCAAAAAAGCCUAAUUGAAUUUGUAGGUGAAGAUAAAUUGUUACGUAAUGUCAAUUCGGAUGAGUCUGCAGUAAAUGGUGUCACUAUUAGAGGUGUAAAAUUAUCUAACUCAUUUAGAACAAAACCAUUAAAUAUUAUUGAACGUUCAAUUAACUCAUAUUCGAUUUUAACCUCGGAGUCUACAAAGAAAGGUGAAGUUUUUGAGAAAGGUUCAAAAUAUCCAUCGACCCAAUCAUUUAUCUUAGAAACUGUAUCAGAAUUACCAAAAUCUCAACAACUAAAGCUCUUUGAAAACGAUUUCAAUUUUAAGAAUAUUACAAUAGAAUAUGAAGGUUUGAUUAACAGUAAUAACUUAACCGAGUGUGAAUAUGGAUUUGCAUUGAAGGCUACAUUUUCACUAUCACAAGAAAGAUUUUUCGAUCUUGAUGAAGUAAACGUGAUAUGUUUGCAGGAUUAUUUGAAGUAUAAUGAAACUCAAAAAGUUGCUAAAAAUAUCAAUUUAGAAAGAACUUCAUUAUUUGAAAUUAGUGAAGAUAAUAUAAAUUUACCAGCUCUUGUGUUUUCGAGCCAAUCUGAAUCUCAAUUGUUAGCUUCAAAGAAUGUCCAAUCCAUAAGAGAGCGUAUUAUUAAUAUGAACAACGCAGAUGCAAAGAGAUUUGAAUUACAUGAAAUUAAAAAUGUUUUUGAAGGCUUAUUAUAUAAUACAUUAAGUUUUCUAGAAAGUGUGGAUGAUGUGAAGGUUGAAUCCUUAACUGAAUAUAGAGAAUUAAAAAAGAUUACGCCUGAAUACCUGGAAUGGUUUGAGGGUUUGCAAGAAGAUAUUACUAAAGAUUUAAUUAUGGAUAAAGCAAUAAUUCUUGAAAACCUAAAGGAAAAAGUUGAAUUUUAUGUAUUAACCUUGAAUGAAAAAUUAGAUCAAGAAGAAUUCAAAAGAAUGUUAAAUAAGUCGGAUGAAUUGUUAGCUUUAAUCAAGAAGUAUAACGACUCGUUGAGCUUAUUUGUUUCUGAGUUAAAGGAAAUGAAUAAAGAGGUUGAUAUUGAUAUUGAUGAGUUAUUUGAAGGUAUUCGUUUACCUUCGAAAUUAUCACAGUCUAUUCUCAUGUUUGAGAACAGUUUAAUAAAAUUCAAGGAUGUGAACUAUAUUAUAAACUAUUUAUUGGAAGGUGGUGUUAUUGAAACACUUCCAAAAUCCACAUUGUUUGAAAUUAGUUUAUCCUUUGAAGAAUCGUAUUUAGAAAUGGAAGAAUUGAUGAAAGCUUUUGUUGCAUCUCAUGAUUAUCGUAUUCGUGAAUUAAAAUCGACUGUUCAAAGAAAAAUAAAAUCUAUUGAACGUAAAGCAGCAAGACAAAAAGUUAAAAGCGAAAGGGAGAAUAAGAAAAGCUCUAACGAAACUACAUCUUUGAAAGAGGAAUCAGAAUCAAAAUCUAAUUCUACUCAACAAAAAAAGAGAAAAAUCAGAGCCAAAAGGUCUAAGGUCUCCAGCACCACAGCAAAUAAUGAUGUAACUGGUGAAGAAACCAUGAGCCACGAUGAAUUAUAG
Tetrapisispora phaffii CBS 4417 is the source of this 2727-nucleotide messenger RNA. RefSeq lists its product as uncharacterized. Gene Ontology annotation, molecular function: ATP binding; ATP-dependent protein folding chaperone. Bases 1 to 2727 code for a protein of 908 amino acids. The transcript has a single exon. Gene Ontology annotation, cellular component: endoplasmic reticulum chaperone complex. Lineage: Eukaryota; Fungi; Ascomycota; Saccharomycetes; Saccharomycetales; Saccharomycetaceae. The record is from RefSeq and is a predicted model, not a curated record. Gene Ontology annotation, biological process: negative regulation of hypoxia-induced intrinsic apoptotic signaling pathway; cellular response to hypoxia; endoplasmic reticulum unfolded protein response.